Molecule: messenger RNA, 753 nt
Organism: Apodemus sylvaticus (European woodmouse)
Lineage: Eukaryota; Metazoa; Chordata; Mammalia; Rodentia; Muridae
Gene: Emp3
Product: epithelial membrane protein 3
Exons: 5
Coding region: 223-714 (163 amino acids)
Cellular component (GO): plasma membrane
Source: RefSeq, a predicted model, not a curated record
GAAGGCGGUGAGGGAGGCGGGGGCCUCAGAGUGGAAGGAGGGAGCAGAAGGGCGGGGCAAGAGGCCCAACUGAGGACAGACUCCAGCUCUGACUUCUUCAGUGACUCUCGAGACUUCCCGCAGACUCGAGUCCUCCCCAGCCCUCUUCCCCCGAGGACUGAGUGCUCCUACCCACUGCAGGGUUGCCUCUCCUGCUCUGAGCCCGACAGACAUCCGGCAGCCAUGUCACUCCUCCUGUUGGUGGUCUCUGCCCUCCACAUCCUCAUUCUUGUCUUGCUUUUCGUGGCUACUUUGGACAAGUCCUGGUGGACUCUCCCAGAGAAGGAGUCCCUGAACCUGUGGUAUGACUGCACGUGGAACAGCACCACUCAAACGUGGGCCUGCAGUAACGUCAGUGAGAACGGCUGGCUGAAGGCAGUGCAGGCGCUCAUGGUGCUGUCUCUCAUCCUCUGCUGCCUGUCCUUCAUCCUCUUCAUGUUCCAACUCUACACCAUGCGAAGAGGAGGGCUCUUCUACGCCACCGGCCUCUGCCAGCUUUGCACGAGUGCAGCCGUGUUCUCCGGGGCACUGAUCUAUGCCAUCCACGCUGAGGAGAUCCUGGCGAAGCACCCGCGUGGGGGCAGCUUUGGUUACUGCUUCGCUCUGGCCUGGGUGGCUUUUCCACUCGCUCUGGUCAGCGGCAUUGUCUACAUCCACCUGCGGAAACGUGAAUGAGCGCGGUGUCCCCUGGAAAAUAAAUCCGUUCAGCCACGA